Messenger RNA from Erinaceus europaeus (western European hedgehog), 699 nucleotides. RefSeq names its product tumor necrosis factor (gene TNF). The record is from RefSeq and is marked provisional. Gene Ontology annotation, cellular component: cell surface; membrane. Gene Ontology annotation, biological process: extrinsic apoptotic signaling pathway via death domain receptors; tumor necrosis factor-mediated signaling pathway; immune response. Gene Ontology annotation, molecular function: tumor necrosis factor receptor binding; cytokine activity; CD40 receptor binding. NCBI's taxonomy places the organism in Eukaryota, Metazoa, Chordata, Mammalia, Eulipotyphla, Erinaceidae.
AUGAGCACAGAAAGCAUGAUCCGGGACGUGGAGCUGGCUGAGGAGUCACUCCCCAAGAAGGCAGGGGGCCCUCAGGGCUCCAGAAGAUGUUUAUGCUUCAGCCUCUUCUCUUUCUUCCUCGUGGCAGGAGCCACCACUCUGUUCUGUCUGCUUCACUUCGGGGUAAUCGGUCCCCAGAGGGAUGAGUUUCCAGACAACAUCCAGCUAAACAACGCUCUGGCCCAGACACUCAGAUCUUCUCGAACACAGAGUGACAAGCCUGUAGCCCAUGUUGUAGCAAGCAUCAAAUCUGAGGGACAGCUGCUAUGGGAGAGUGAGGUUGCAAAUGCCCUCCUAGCCAAUGGCAUGAAACUGACAGACAACCAGCUGGUGGUACCAUUGGAUGGACUGUAUCUCAUCUACUCUCAGGUCCUCUUCAAGGGCCAAGGCUGCCCUUCCACCCAUGUAUUCCUUACCCACAACAUCAAACGAUACGCUGUCUCCUACCAGAAAGAUGUCAACCUCCUGUCUGCCAUCAAGAGCCCUUGCCAGAGUGAGACCCCAGAGGGGGCUGAAGCCAGACCCUGGUAUGAGCCCAUCUACCUGGGAGGGGUUUUCCAGCUGGAGAAGGGUGAUCGACUCAGUGCAGAGAUUAACCUGCCCGACUACCUUGAUUUUGAUGAGUCUGGGCAGGUCUAUUUUGGGAUCAUCGCCCUGUAA